GAGAAUAUGGCCGUAUUAGGCCUCAAUUCAAAUGUAAAUAUGAAUGGCCAUAGUAAUAUUCAUAGCCAGUUAACUAAAUCAUUGGAAAGGAUUUUAGAAGAUGCUUUUCUUAGUGGUGAAUUAAAAUUAAGUGGUCGUAAAUUGCGCGAGUUUCCAAAACCAGUGAAGUUUGAUUUGAGUGAUACAGUUAUUGCUGACUUAUCAAAGAAUCGAUUUAGUGAUCUACCAGAAGAAGUCGCCACGUAUGUGUACUUAGAGAAGUUAUUGUUGUCACAAAAUGUCAUCAGGAACAUACCGGAUGCUGUCGGAAGCUUGCAGUCGCUUACUUACUUAGAUCUGAGUUCCAACCAGCUGACAGAGCUACCGCGGGAGGUAUGCCAGAUGCCGCUGCAAGUUCUUCUGGUGCCUGAUAACCUACUGAUGUGUCUGCCGAAGGAGAUCGGCAAGAUGACAACCCUGGCGGAGCUGGAUGCAUCCAACAACAGGCUCACUCAGGUGCCGAUGACCCUAGGCGACUGCACCGGUCUUCGUGCCCUAAACCUUAGCAAUAAUCAGCUGGGUUUGCUGCCAUUGCAGAUCACAUACCUGCGGCUGGAGCAUUUGGACGUUAGCUGUAACUGCAUAUCGUCGUUGCCGCUGGAACUGCGGAACAUGAACACGAUCAUCACACUGAACCUGGACAAUAACCCACUGGUCUCACCGCCGACCACUACAUGCAUGCGCGGGCGUGUGCACAUCUACAAGUACUUAGAGAACAUGGCGAACAAAGAUUCGCACAAGCGUGUGGACGACACGCGUCGCUCGACAAAACACACAUCGUUCAACUCGCCGAGCCACGCGCCCCUCACCGGUAACGCCACGAUCGACUGUCUGAGGCACAAGCCACGCCACGUCGUCGAUAGCGGCUACAGCACCGAUGGUGUGGAGAAACGGUGGUCGAAUGAUGGUGUCGGUGAAGCCGGGGGAGGUUCGGGUAGAUCCACACCCAGUACUCCAUCUACUCUAUCGCCUGGGACUGCCUUGUCCCGUGCGCAGUCACUCUCUAGUGAGUCUCCCCUAGCGCCUCUCACACCAAUACUCACUGGUAUCCGUAUAUCACCCGAUGGGAACGUCGAGGAUAAGAGUAAAUUAGCUCAACAACAGACCUACAGACAAUACAAAGAAGCUUUGAGACAGCAGCGACAACAAGACGUGUACCGACCCCGCACCGAGCAGACCUCCCCGGAACUAGACUCCUCGCCGCACUCCCAAAACCACAGUCCAGUCCACUUCCUCAACUCCAGCUCACCAGUCAACGGAUAUAGUAACGUAUCAUACAACAGAUCAUUAUCAUCCAAUUCCCCCAAUAACGUGCCCAAUUCCCCCCUCCUCCAUUCCACACCGCGUCGAUUUCAGAACGGCGACAAGCUAGACGAAACCAAACGGCCUGUGCAAAAAGUGGUGCCAUCGAGAACCGUUCACAAGUACACCAAUGGCACAGAACGGAACGGGGACUAUAUAAAACCAAUAUCGCCUACCAAGUCUCCGACGAACACGUUCAAGUCGAGUAUACCUAGGCAGAAUGGUGACGCGAAACUGUUAACUACGGUGUCGUAUUUGAAAGGUGGAGCGCCGAAGACGGGUAAGCUGCCGUGGAAUAAGGAGUGUGCGGACAAACUGAGCUUCACCAUGAAGAGGGAGUUCGAUAAGCAGAAGGAGGAGUCGGAUCUCUUGCACCAGUUGAGAGUGAUUAUCGAGAGUCGACUAAAGAUGUCGCUUCCUGAGCAGCUGGCGCCAGUACUGGCCGAUGGUGUGGUGCUGUGUCACCUCGCUAACCAGCUGCGGCCGAGAUCAGUCGGCUCCGUGCACGUGCCCUCGCCCGCACAGCCAAAAUUAACGAUGGCGCGGUGUAGAAGAAACGUCGACAACUUCUUGGAAGCCUGUCGCAAGAUUGGUGUUGAAGAGGACGCGAUCUGCACGCCCGAGGACAUUCUGUGUCAUCGUGACGUCGAGGGGGACAGCAAUGUCGGACCUCUCGCUCGCACUAUUGUAGCGCUCCUAGCACACGCCAACCGUCCCCCUCGCUCUCCCGACGACAUCCGAACAGAUCACAGCGAGCCGAGCGUAGACGAUGUCGAUUGUAUCGAAGUGAAUUACGAAAGGCGCGGCAAGUAUAGCGAGGAAAGGUAUAUCAGUAACUUUAAUUUCUCGUAUACGUUUGACGAGGCAGAAGAAACGUGUGAUCUAGAGGAAUUCGUAGAAAGCAAUGAUGGACUGAAUAGGGUUCAGUACGUGGCGCCGUUUUACAAGGCUGACGGUAUUUUGACAGGCGAAGACUAUGAAAUAUAUGACACCGAUGAAGUCGAUUUUCCGACGGAGACGUGUGAAGAUCUUGAACGAUACGACAGGGAGAAGAUGAAGCUUGAAAUUGAAAAUAAUCUCAACGAACUCAGGCCGGUCGUUUCAGAAACCGCAAAUGAAUUUGAGAACCGAAUUUUUUUCACAAUUCUAUGCCUUGGUGGAUUUUUGUUGUCCACUAUUUUUCUUAUUCUAUACCCUUUGUAAGAUAUAUAUGCGAUGUGUGGUUAUGCGGGUAGUUGUAAGAAUUUUCUAUUGCUUUACUAUGUAAUAGUAAAACUGUGAUCCAUUGCCAAGAGGCUGCAUUUGUCGUAAUGAUGUCUAAAGUUGAGACUGAUAAAGGAAAUUAAUAGUAUUGGCUUUAAAGGAAUUGUUUUUUUACAGUAUUAGAUUCCGACCAUCAACUUUUAAAUUUCGUUUAGGUACUUCUUAAUAACGAUUGCUCUGGAUAGGCAAAAACGUAUCAGUGAUUUAAUUUAUAAACUAAAAUUAAACGCGAAAACAAUGGUCUUCGUAACAUAUCAAAUUUAACAUUCUUCUUGUACACUGUCCGGAGUUCUUAAGAAGUAAACUUUUGAAUGCUAUUCCAAGCCUCUUUAAGUUUUUUUUUUAUUUAAUUCGAUGUGUGUUAUCGAAUUAUUAUAGUUUAGAGGUGAACUUUCAUUCCUCAUACAGGCAUUUUUAGGUUAGUUGAAACGAAAUGAUUUUUAUGUGUGUUUUUGUUUGAUGGAUUUUAUAUUAUAAAGAUCUCAGUUUUGCUUUGGGUGAUUUAUCUCUUUAUAUUUGUGUAUAUUUUAUGUCUUUUUUUUCGGAAUGGAGUGAUUACGUUAUUUCUUAAUUUAAGAACCUAAUUAAACUGUUUUUUUUAGGAAUUGGAUGUAUAUAAAGACAGCCCUUUGUCAUAGAUUUGAGAUUGUCGUCAUGUCAUAGAUUUAUAUUCGGGUGUAUUACCCCUAUGCCUACGUAUUAUCUAGGCUUUGUGGUAGUUCUUGGGAAUAAAAUGUAACACAUAAAUCACAAUGUAGAUAGUGAGCACCAAAUAGUUACAAAUAAUUUUUAUUUUAUGUUAUUAGCACAUAAUUUGAAUUUAUUAAUAUUAUAUUAACAUAAAAAAUUUAAGUCGUUUAUUACAUUUUUGCACCUUAAUUAUAAAUUUAAGAGGUAAGUUUAUGUUUCUCUUCUUUUUACUAUAUUGGUAAUAAAUAUGUAGAGUUUAUUAUCUGAUAUGCAAAUUAUACUCGGUACAAGAACCUAUGCUAAUAAUCUUCCAAAGUACAAUAAUUACAUAUACAGGAACAGGUGCAUUAUAAAUAUAAUCGUUAGUAAAAACAACACAAACACUUAAAAUGCUGAAUUAGAAUAUAUUAUAUUGUUUUGUUAAACACGUCAUUCAUGUUGAAAAGCCUCUAGACGUCUACGGUCUUACAAAUAAACUUGGUAUAAAGUUAUACUUAAGAAUAAAUUAAGGAUAUGCAAAAUGUUUACAAAUAGACAUUUUGCUUAUGAUUGGUUUAUUCUAACGUAUAACGUUUCCGGCGUUUAUUUGCAAGGCUGCUUGUCAUGCAGAAAACUUCAGAAUUAUCAUUAGUUUUGACAGUAUUGCCAGCGAUAUUGCUGUAUCAUUGACAGUGUUGUCAGCGAUAUAUCUAGGGCAAGCAGUGAUUGUGUUAAGGUUUACUAGCACGGGUGACUAGUCUUUGUUGUUGAGGGUACUUGUAAAAUAUACUGAAUAAAAGAGCUGAACUUUGUAUUGUUGUACAACAUGUGUGAACGAUAUUGUCGCUUUGAACCGUUUAGUGGAGAAACAAAUUGUAUAGAUAUUUCAAGAUGGAACGAAAUAGAAAAAGAAUUUUAAUAUAGAUAGCAAAAAAUUAUGUAUCAUAGUUAUGACAAGUGUACGGAAUAAUCUAAGGUACUCUAUCUCAAGGGUUCGAUACUGUUAAAUUAAAUUAUAAAAAAAUCUCACAAUUUAAACUCCGAGCGUUGGAACAUUGAUGGAACUUUGUUGUAUUAACAUCGCAUCAGCAGGCAAUCGUGUGUUCGCAAAUGGUAGCCUGAAGAUAUUAUGACGUCACUAAAAUGGCGGUCUUUCCCGUUCUCAACGCGCGGGAUUAUAAUUUCAUGUUAAUUCAGAUAAAUAGCGGGUUUAUACAACCAUCUUUCUAAAGAACUAACAGCUUCAUGCUGUGAAUAUUCAUGUAGUGUCCCGCAACUAUAUAUUCAUCGAAUUACAUGAGAGUGAUUUUUGAAUGCGCCGUGUUUUGUAAACAAAUGAAGCAAUGGCCUAAACCUUUGUAUACAGUCCACAUUGACUCAAAGAGCGGUAUGUGUCAUAAUAUUCAAUAACUAGCUGGUCCUGUAUACUUGCCAUAUUGCUAACAACAAAAAGUAAGGAAUAACAGCUGUUUGCUUUAAGUAAUAGUAAAUUACUAUUUCCAAUACCUAAGCCGCUCGUGUAAUAUUACGUGCGAUAGCUGGUCACUUCUUGUAUUUACCCUAGAAUGUCUAUACAUUCUGCUAAACGGUGUCAAAAAAUCGUGUAUUUCCUAAAUUUUAUAGCCUUAGAGAAAGGACCAAGUUCUUCUUAUAAGGUCUCUGUGAGCCGAAGCAAGUAAACUGAAAUAAAUAUUUAAACAUCUAAUUAGUUUGGCUAGGUGUAGUUGCUUCUUAGUAUAUAUAUCGAAAGUAGGUAUUAUUUCACCGAAUUGCCUUUAUUAUGAAGUGGUCAUUACAACAAUUUGAUUAAAAAUAUCAUUGAGUCUAAGGGUGCCUUCAUAUGAAAUGUCAUCUGCGCUGACAACUGCACAAAAAUGCGCGCGCCAAGCGUUCUGUAAAAAUAAACACUUCCUUUAACGUACGUAAGAACGUACCCUUAGUCUAUAAAUACAAACUUAAUAAUAAACUUAUGUCAAUGAAUGUAAUAACGUAAUAUUAUGUCAUUUUUGACAUUUGUGACAGAUGUCAUUACAAUCUGCCAAACCACUGAAGCCGUUGAAUUUAUUGAUAUACAUAAUAUGAAUUAAUAUAUUCUUAUAAAAUAAGAAUUGUAUGCCUUAAAUCGAAAAAUUCAUAUCUUUAUUGUAUGUAUUGCACGCUAGAUGUAAUGUAGAUGGUUGUAGAUACAAGGAAUUACACUAAGUAUAGAUAUAAGUGUACGUCGUAGAGGCUUCUGUUUUUUUUUCAUAGAAUUUAUGUAAUUAUUUAAAUAUUAUUUUGCCCUAUUAUAUUCUGGUCUUCUUUUCCGGGUUGAAUGUUUUAUUGUAAUGAAAAUAUCCCAGAAAGAUUAAUAAUUUAUUGAUUCAAAUCUAGUUAGUGAUGUCUUUCAAAUAGACAAAGCCUGAGUUUUAAAUUUAAGUAUAUAGAAACAUUAUUGGUAGCAGCUAAGAUAAUUCCUGAGGAAAUAUUUAAUAAUAAUGAUAGCGCAUCGUGAGGCUUCUUGUAUUACUUAGUAUCCGAAAAGACAUAAUUAUUGUAAGAUUUUGGAUUGUUUAUUAAGAUACUCAACAAGGAUUUUUUUCUAAAGUCCAGACGUAAAGGAGGAAGAAUUUCGUACGUUAACCUCUGCGGCGACAUUGCAUCUGUGUGUGCGUGCGAGACGCAUUACAUUUACGCGGGAAUGACUGAAACAAGUAAUAACAGGUCAACGUACGAAUCUCUUCUUGCUUCGCGUCCAGAGUUUAAUAUGAUUUCUUUAAAAAAAAUGUCGCAAUGUGUUUAAAUUUAUUUUGGUAUAUUAUAUGAUUUAGAUUUGAGGUAUUAAGUAAAGUAUUGUGUUUGGAAAUUGUAUAUCUAGAUAUUUAGCGUUCAAGUGGAAUUGCAUUUAUUUCGACUGUUUUCAAAAGCAGUUUUAAACCCACCUAGGACCAUCUCGGUCUAGGUCUAUACCAGACGUAUAGGAUAUAAUGUGUUAUAAACUGAAUAAUAUCACACACAAAAAUUCAUAAUAAUAAUUUUAAAAAACUUAUUUGAGCGAACAAAAUAUAUCCAUUGCUAUCACAAUUCAGUAUACUGACAAUGGUUUUCCAAGAAAAAUAAGAUACUAACCAAUUGAAAGUAAGCUUAUAUGAAUGUUUACCUCUACCUCAAAAUAACACCAACAAUUUAUGUGCUUACUUUUGGAAAAUAUCUAUACCAUACUAUUAUUUGUAAAAUUUAAUACUGUUUUUUUGGAAUUUCAGCUAUAUUUUCAAAUGAAAUGUGUAUUCUAUAAUUUGAUUAAUUAAUACCUAUAUUUCUUUGCCAACAAAGUUUGAAUCUUUUAUUUGAAUAUUGCUGAUUGUUGGCGAAUGUGUCCUGGCCAUGUUUUCUUAUACAAGCUAUUAAUUGGUUUAUUAUGUUUAUAUUACACUGCCAAUAAGCAUUUACAGCUGUAUAUAGGACAGUAUUGUCACACCUAUAUACAACAUAUUUAUAGUGUUAUAUAAUGAUCAUUCCAAAGAUAAAUUAAAGACUGUAGGUAUCUCUGUUCUUUUAUAUUACUCUAUGCCUUUAUUGACCAAUUAUUUCAAAUAAAUAUUUCUAAUCUGAUUUUUAUAUAAUCUUUGCGGUAGUGUAUUCAUAUUUUAUAAUUAUCUAUGAUCUAUAUAAUUAGUGAGAGUUGCCGUAAAACCUUUAUUUCUAUUUAUUAUAAACUAUAUACUAUUCUACUUACUACUUUGAAAUGCUUGUUACUAAUUUCUAUUAAUGAUUGCCUCCGACAUGUGUGUAACACUUUUUCGUCUUAAUAUUGUGUCUUGUAUUUUUUGAUGCUUCUAUAAUAAUUUAAGCUUUAACGUUUUGAGUACAAUUAUUGUAGUUUUUGUAUACUAUGUAUUUAAGAUUGAUGAUAAUAUAAUUUAUGAGUAAUGUAAUGGUUUUGGUGCUUGGUAUUGCUGUGUAGUAUGUUGCUGGUUUUAUUGAGCUUUAUGAUGUACACCUUAUAAUUAAUGAUCAAAAUGGUGCUGUCAACAAGUUUAAGCAAAAAAAAAUUAACUUAAGCUUUUUGUGGGUAUGAAAUUACCAAUGAUACUUUUUUAUCUCAUUUUGUCACUGGCCGCAGUCUUCCAAGAUAUUUUCUUCCCAUGUCCUUAAGUCUUCUACGAUAUUACCAACGCAUCUUGGGUCUUAUUCGGCUCUGGUGCUAUAAAACCGUUUAAGGGCACGGUCUUUGCAAUUUGGAAACAAAACAAUUGCUAAUAAUUCGGAAAUGAUGAACUGACCUCUUAAGUAAUUUGAAACGUUUUAGUUUAUAGUUUGAUCAGGAAGCAUCGAGAAUUUAGGUCAUUGAACUUAGUGCCGUGCCACGUGUCCGCCAUGUGAGCGAGACGAGAAGUAUAAAUAAUUAUCGUACUCAUACAAUACUGACAGGAAUGGUUACAAAUGUCCAUAUCACAGUAUAUAUAUAAUAAUGUUCGAAACGACGCACGCACACAUACGCAGAUUCAACAAAGUCACUUAACGGACAUUGCAGUGCUGUUAGUCGUACGAAACCUGCGCGUUCAGACAUGACACCUGCUUUCUUAUAUGUGCGUGCAUUAUAUCUAACGUUUGUACGUAGUUUCCUUACUUAUUUAGCUGAUAUAUAUUUACUCUGUCUAUGUUCUAGAUUUUUUAUAGCGCAUUUAAUCGCCCUCUACUUUUCGUCGACAAUUUUUGUGACCCUUAAAUAAUGUACUAUAACUAUCUCAUUUGUAUGAUUAUAAUUUUUUUCCACUCUAUAUGAAUUGUAACGAUCAGUACAAUAUCUUGCCAAAGCUCCAUAAAACCGGCUUGACGAAGUAUUCCACUAUUACUUAAAGGUUAAUAUUGUUGUAUUAAGGUCUUGUUAUUUGUAUUAAAAUUAGGUUAUUCUCUUCAAACUCUUUUCGAAUAUGAUUCUGUUGUUUGUGUUUUGAUAGAAUACUUUUUCAAUGUACUUACAUGAUUUGUCUCGAAUUAAAAAAUUUAUUGCCUU
Leptidea sinapis is the source of this 8269-nucleotide messenger RNA. RefSeq names its product leucine-rich repeat and calponin homology domain-containing protein (gene Lrch). Gene Ontology annotation, molecular function: protein binding. Lineage: Eukaryota; Metazoa; Arthropoda; Insecta; Lepidoptera; Pieridae. Bases 7 to 2544 code for a protein of 845 amino acids. The record is from RefSeq and is a predicted model, not a curated record. The transcript is spliced from 12 exons.